Molecule: messenger RNA, 1183 nt
Organism: Camellia sinensis
Lineage: Eukaryota; Viridiplantae; Streptophyta; Magnoliopsida; Ericales; Theaceae
Source: RefSeq, a predicted model, not a curated record
ACAGUGUUGUGUUUGUUGUCCUUCGGGUCCAAAUCUCUCUCUCUCUCUCUCUCUCUCUCUGUGUCCCACUACAAACACACCUGUCUUCCUCACCUCCAUAUACAUUGAUAUAGUGACGCAAAGCUAGGUUUUAAGCCACACCAACGAUGGUAGCUGACCGUGGCAAGAAAUCGAAGGUCUCCGACAGAACCGAGGUCGAAGAUUCCGAUCACAUUGACACUGAACUCGUUCUCUCCAUCGAAAAGUUGCAAGAGGUCCAAGACCAGCUCGAGAAGGUUAAUGAAGAAGCCAGCGAGAAAGUUUUGGCGGUUGAGCAGAAGUAUAAUGAGAUUCGCAGGCCCGUCUAUGUUAAACGAAAUGAGAUCAUCAAAUCUAUUCCUGACUUUUGGUUGACUGCUUUCUUGAGUCAUCCUGCACUUGGUGAUCUUUUGAGCGAGGAAGACUCAAAGAUUUUCAAGUAUCUAGAUUCUCUUGAUGUGGAGGAUUUUAAAGACCUGAAGUUAGGAUACUCCAUCACAUUUAACUUCAAACCUAAUCCUUAUUUUGAAGAUUCAAAGCUGAUGAAAACCUUUACAUUCUUGGACGAGGGAACAACGAAGAUAACUGGCUCAAACAUCAAGUGGAAGGAAGGCAUGGGUGCUGCUAAUGGAGUUAAUCAUGAGAAGAAAGGAAACAAAAGGCCGCCUUCUGACGAGAGCUUCUUUAGGUGGUUUAGUGAGACUCAACCAAAAGAUAUUGUUGAGGGGCUUCAUGAUGAGGUGGCGGAGAUAAUUAAGGAGGACUUGUGGCCCAAUCCUCUCAAAUAUUUCAACAAUGAAGCUGAUGAGGAUGAUUCUGAUGGAGCCGAGGAGGAUGAGGAAAAAGGCGAUGAUGAUGAGGAAGAUGAUGACGACGAAGGUAGUGAUGAGGAAUAGGAGGACAGCUGAACUAUCAUGUCUGGCUUUCCAUUUGCUUUCAAAGUUUUGUUCAUGGCAGUGUCAAGGAAACUCUUUGAAUUAUAGUUUUUCAGUUAUUUCAGAUCCCUUUUUAUAUACAAAAAACACUUUAGCUUAGCUUGUAGUUAACUGACUGCCGCGAGAGCUGCUUUCUUCUCUGCUUUGCAUGCUGGGCUUCCCGGCGGAUUGAUAUCUAUCCGGUGUUAUGUUUUGGUUGGUGAAGCAAAUGAAGUAUUGUGAGGGGAAAA